CCCACUUCUUUCCCUUCCCUUCCCUUCCGCACAUCCUCCGUCCAAUCUGGACCAAGCCGCGGCCUUUUCUUAUCUUUCUUUCCGCCUUCCCUUCCGUUGGGGCUCUCCUCGCGCCGGAACACUCGUUCCUGAGUUGUCCCGGAGUGACGAGACGCCACCUCUCCGUUUUGCCGGACCAUGGCGUUGGAGGUGCAACCACCUAGCGAUCGCAAGCGGGUGAAGGUCUACGAACUCAGAGAUAAUGACUGGUUCGAUCGAGGCACCGGCUUCUGCACCGGUCAGAUCCUGGAUGAUGAGCCGCGGAUAUUCGUCGAGUCGGAAGAUGAACCCAACCGGGUGCUGUUGGAGACCAAGAUCUCCAAGGAUGACGGAUACCAGAAGCAACAAGAGACAUUGAUUGUAUGGACAGAGCCCAAUGGAACGGACAUGGCACUCAGUUUUCAGGAAGCCGAAGGGUGCGCGGUCAUCUGGGAUUUCGUCAACAACGUGCAGCAACAUCUACUCAGUUUGGCGCCGGGAGAAGAUGCCUUGUCCGACGAGAUCGAGAGCUACCAGUCGAUUAUGCUGCCGGCACCCGAGCUAGGCAAUCUUCCCGAAAUCGACCACAUCAUGAGGACCUCGAGCAUAACUCAAGCCGGCCGCGAUGCUCUUUCCAAAUUAGUCAUUCGUGAUGAGUAUAUUCCGAAACUAAUCCCUCUGGUCUCAAUGGCGGAAGACCUCGAAAGCCUUCCCGAUCUACAUCGCCUUUGCAAUAUCAUGAAGUCACUGAUUCUACUCAACGACAACACGAUCAUCGAAACCGUGGUCACAGACCCCGUCAUUCUGGGGGUUGUUGGAGCAUUGGAAUACGACCCCGAGUUCCCCACUCACAAGGCCAACCAUCGCCAGUACCUCGCAGACCAGACGCGUUACAAAGAAGUGGUCCCCAUCAAGGACCCGCUCAUUCGUCGCAAGAUCCGAUACACCUGGCGCUUACAGUACCUCAAAGACGUGGUGCUGGCUAGGAUCCUAGAUGAUCCUACAUUUUCGGUGUUAAACUCGUUGAUCUUCUUCAACCAGGUGGAAAUUGUUAAUCAUAUCCAAUCCAACGCGCAAUUCUUGAAGGAACUCUUUACAGUCUUCGACCCCCGAAACGCCGACAACAAGCGCAAGGAGGAUGCGGUCCAAUUCCUUCAUCAAUGCGCGGUCAUCGCAAAGAACUUGCAAGCGCCGGCGCGUGCGAACCUCUUUGCCAAUUUCAUCAACCAUGGCCUUUUCGCUGUGAUCGCAUUUGCCAUCAAACACCCCAAGCCACCAUUGCGCACGACAGGCAUUGAUCUUCUGGUGUCUCUCCUCGACCACGAUCAGAUCAUGAUGCGCGGAUAUAUGCUAAAGGCCGUCAGCGAGAAGAAAACGCCCCUUACAGAUACUUUGAUCGACCUGCUGCACACGGAAACCGACCUCGGAGUUAAGAAUCAGCUUGCCGAUGCGAUCAAGGUCCUGCUAGAUCCACAAAUUCCAAUGCCGGACGCCAUGGCUCGGGCUGGACCCGAGCACUUCAACAAGCCACGUUCCAAUAUCUUUUCGGAUACAUUUGUCCAGAACCAUUUCGACGAGUCUGCCAGGAGGCUGUUUUGGCCUCUGAAGCGACUCGAAAAUAGCGAUAAUCUGAAUGACCUCACAUUCCAAGAUGUAACGCUGUAUUCGCAUCUUGUCGAUAUUCUUACGUUUUUCGUGCGCCAGCAUUUAUACCGUUCUCGCAAUGUUAUCCAUGAUGAGUCGCUCGCCCCUCGGGUCGCUCAAUUACUUACUGUGCCUCAGAAGCAUCUCAAACUGACUGCUCUGAAGUUCUUCCGCACUUUAAUUAGUCUCCAAGAUACCUUCUACCAAGCUAUGAUGACCCGUAACAACACGUUUGGUCUGAUCCUCGAUAUCGUCUGCCAGUCCAUGCCACGUGACAACCUUCUGAACUCGGCCUGCCUUGAACUCUUCGAGUACAUCAAGCGUGAGAACAUCAAACCCAUCGUUCUUCAUCUGGUGGAGAAAUAUGGCGAGCAGAUCAAGAACAUCACCUAUGUGGAUACGUUCCAAACUCUGUACUUACGCUACGAGCAAUUACAGGGCUACGGCGCAGAGGAGGCGGAUUCUACUCUAUACUCCCAGGGAGAAGAAUUGCCAGGUCAGCGGAUGCAAGCCAAUGGGUCGCGCUGGCAAGGGGUCAAGGAAAUGGAUGCUGCAGAGGAGGAAUACUUCAACACUUCGGAUGAUGAAGAAGAGUGGCAGCAGGAUCCCCAACAGAACACAGCCAUUUCUGCACACCCGCAGAACGGCCCAGCAUCGCCCGUAGUGAAGCCCCUGGUUGAUUAUCCCGAUGAUGACGACGAAGACGACGCGAUGGAUACCAAGGUUGAAGACCAGACGCAACCAAAGCAAGAAUCGUCAUCACAGGGGGACUUCAGUCGAGCCACUGCCAUGGAGUCAUCUGAGGAGGCACCGUCCACGCCCGUCUCGUUGACGAUACAGACCCCACCUGAAAGAGUGUCGGAGAAGCGCCGACGCGAAGAGGAAGAUGAUGACGAACUGAUGAAGCUUACAACCGGCCCCAAACGACGAAGCUCAGUCAAUGCAGGAUCUGGGAGUGCCGGGCUUCUGCGCCGGAAACGAAGCGUGUCUAUUGGCUCUCUUUCAUCCAACGAGAAAGGGUCAACUCUGGGCAAUACGACUACCAGCGCAGCACCAAAACGGAUUGCGAUCAAUUUGAGCUCCGCAACCGUCAAGCCCACUGACACCGCGGUAGACAAAACGAGCAAUGAAAAGGAGAACCGAGAUGAUAACCAUGACAGUCAAGGUGGAUGAUUUCAUGAUUUCCAGAAUCGUCUGAUCUUUUUGUUGUGAAUGCUCGAGUCUCCGUAGCCGAAGCCAACUGCAUCCAUUGCUGUGUUGUCAUUUGUCAGAGUUAAGGAACAUUCCGUGUUUGUUUUACGACAGCCUUCUAGAUACCAGAUGAAGUGAUGCGUUUUUUUCUAGCAUUGUUACCGAUGGACCGAACGCAUUCUUUCUGUACGAUUCCCUUUUUGUUCCUUGAUGGCUUUCCUUUUAGAAGCAGGACUCGAUUUGACCAGUCCGGUUCGAGAUGAUUGUACAUUUAUAGCACUUUUUCUCUUCUCUUCACUUAUCAUUCGGGAUUUCGAGGGCUCCGGACUGGGGCGGAGUCAGGCUUGCUGGAUGGACUGGACGGUAUGGUAUGAGCUGGGGUUGAAGAAGGGAUAGCAUUUACGAAAAGACAUCGAUUGCACAUAUACUUGCAUGGGCAAUGUCAAGUGAACUUGAACCUGGC
Molecule: messenger RNA, 3316 nt
Organism: Aspergillus aculeatus ATCC 16872
Lineage: Eukaryota; Fungi; Ascomycota; Eurotiomycetes; Eurotiales; Aspergillaceae
Product: SMEK family protein
Exons: 9
Coding region: 178-2835 (885 amino acids)
Biological process (GO): protein dephosphorylation; DNA damage response
Cellular component (GO): nucleoplasm; protein phosphatase 4 complex
Molecular function (GO): protein phosphatase activator activity
Source: RefSeq, a predicted model, not a curated record